UAUAUGUCAUAUGAUAGGGGAUACCUUUAAAAAUAAGAAGAGAAUAAGAGAAAAUUAUUUGUAAAUAGUAAAAGGCCCAUUUCGAUGGAGUGCAUGUAAUUCCUGUAAGAAAUUUUUAUUAUUUUCCCUUGUUUUUAAUCAGUUACCUCUUUGAGGGACAUGGUUUAUUAAAAAAAUCCAGCUGUAGAAAAGGAUAGUGCCAACCACUUACUAAUGCAUUUUGAUUUGGACAAAUUUGUAUAUCAUUUAUUUAACAUCUAGCGUUAGUUUGUAGCUAAACUAAGCAAAAGGUGGAACAAUUUUUAAUCCACCUAACUCCAAAGAGUAAAAGUUGCAUCGAAACCCUUAAUGAGAGAAUUGAAAAUUCGCGCCAGGUUAAAGAGUUUGAGAGGUGUAUGUAUAAAUCGUAGAUGGCAUUUCUUGAAACAAUUUGUGCGGACUAGCAGACGACAUGUUUGUACACAAGAAAUAAGGUAAAUUCUCUCGAUUUUCCUUAUGAAGAUCAUAAAUGAACAUGAAUGAAUUAUUUGCCGUCGAAGCUAUAACAAUUUCAAUAAACUGUGAUUGAGUCGAAUUCGUAACAUUCCGCAAAACUCCAGCAGAACUAGAGUUAUUUGCCAGCUAUAUUUACUUGGAUGUCGUGUAUGCUGUUUAUCUUUCAUUUACUGACUUGUGUGUAAACUUAUCUUUCCGAACGAGAAACUGCAAUGCUCGGAUAAGAUCUGCUCUACUCAUGAUAUAAGUUAACGACUAUGCUGCUAAUUAUCGUAUUCGAAUGUAAUAUUGUGCAGGUAUAACAAUUGAAAUGAAAUGAUUUUUCGCAUGUCAUAAAAAAGCAACUGAAGAGAGUUAAAAAUGUCAAUUGGCGACUUGUUAGAAAGAUUAACGAAGCUUUUGUGCUCAAUUGUUUAUUCCAUAAACAAAGUUCAGUUGCAUUGUUGCAUGUGUCGUGUGUAGAAGUGUUACUUUCAUAUCGCAAAUUGCCUGCAGCCAAAUGUCACGAACUUUGCGUUACCCGUGACAGUACCUUUUGUUUGCUAUAAAUAGAAAAAGUAGGUUAUCCCUAAAAUCAAUUCCGAAAAUAGGGCAAUUAACCGAAUAUGUUCAUCGUUUUAAAUAAGCAGUUUUGAGGCGAAAUCUUACAUCACACAGCUUCUGUCAUUUUUUUGCUAAGUUUUCCUCUUUAAUUUAUUAUGAAAUUUAAAGAAGUUUUUAAAACUUUCAAUUGAACCUAAAAUAAGGCUCAGUUAUUACCUUAAUGUAGCCUUAUUUAAUACUGUCCUCACUCUUAUUUUGUGCAUAAAUGCCAAAAUAUUAGAUAAUAUCACUAUGGAGUUAAAUAAUGUGGGAAGCAACAAAAGCUCAAUAUACGUGGCAAUAUCAUUUAAAAAAUUAUGUUUGGCAACAGUAUCUUUACCUCUGAUUACUCUUUUAUUCUGCUUUGUCACUGCGUAUAUUUUUCAACAAGAUGACAUUCACGAAACACAUUGUAGGGUUUACAAUGUACUUCCAUCAAUUUCUGCCAUUACUGGUGUAUCUCCUCAACGAUACUUGUGGCGUAUAUGUAUAGCAUUACAUAUUGGUCCUCGUUUAAUUAUAGCCAGUGUUUAUCAUGCGUAUUAUUAUAAUAUACUCAAAGCAAUCGAAGAUGUACCUUUGAGAAUUACGGGAUGUAGACUUUUAAAUUUAUGUUAUUGGUUGAAUAUCGCGGAAGUAGCAGCUUUAUGUGGUGUUACAUAUAUCUCCAACAGAGAGAAUUAUUCGGUGCAUGAAAAAAUCUUCAUUGCCUUCAUGAUUAGUUCCCUUACAUAUAUGCUAACAGCGGUAAGGCUGGGUCGCCUUGUGACACCAAAUGCACAAAGUCUUCAAUACAAACAGGCACUUUUUGUAACAAGUCUUAUUAGUACUAUUGGACUUAUAAUUUUCUUCCUAAAACACAGAUUACUGUGUCACGAUCUGGCAUUUAGUUGGUUUUCCUUAUGCGAGUAUGUGAUUGCCUCUGCAAACAUGGGUUUUCAUGUUACCGUAGUUCUAGACUUUCCCAAGGAGCAUCUGGUUGUUGGGAAUGGUAUAUCCGCCUUAAAGGCGGAAUAACGCGUCAUAAUAUUUUAUAUUCAUCAUUAUCUUAUUAUUGUAAUCAAAGUGCCUACUGCCACUGUCUGGAAGUGCUAUUGCCAAGAAUUAAAAUGAAAUUACAUAUUACACAAAGCUGGGUAUCCGCUGGCAAAUACUAAAGAACAUUUUUUUACAUAAUAUGUCUGUAUUAAAAGAAUCUAAAAGGAUUUAUAAAUAGUUACCGCACAUUUAAUGAAUUCUGUGAUAUUUUAUAACAUUUAUCGUCUAUAACGUUUGAGACGGUCAAAAAGUAAAAUUAAAAUCAUUAUUUUUAAAUACCGUUCUUCUUAUGAAAGGAAUAAAAAGAGAGAAAUGUCACAGAAUUAAUUCAUGAUACGACAUUGAAAAUAAUAAGUGAUUAUAAACUCCCAAAAGUUUUAUUGAAUGUUCCAUAAUGUAGACUCUUUUUAUAAAAUUUAUUUAUUUAUUUUGUGAACAAUUCUCGAAAUUUUAAUGUCUGAGCGAAAAUAUUUUUAAAAAUAUUGACUACGAUAUAUUUACUGGUAUACUAAAUGCUGACACAUGAUAAUAUUUGUAUGUACGUAUCAUGAAUAUUUACUACAUUUAAAUGGUUUUUUUGAAAUAUUUGUCUUGAUAAGGAUUCAAAAAAUGUUACAUACUAAGUGGAUACACAGUUCAAUGCACAACAUUUCUCUAAAUAACUCAUAUUUAUAAUUAAACAAGGUAAUACCAGUUUGAUCCAAUGCUAUACAUUAGAUUAGAAAUACUUAAAAUAGUUUUAUCUAAAUUGCUGCAUUUAGUUGUUAAUAAUUUUUAAUUUAAAGAACAUGUAUCUUCCAGUUAUUUUCCGAAAGAAUAACAAAUCUAGCGCUUCCAAAGUAUGGCACUGGUAUUUUCCCAGGCAAUGAAAUCUUUAAUGGCCUUUUGGGUAGUGGUAAACUCGUAGUGGUACUAGAUAAAUAUGUAUCCUACAUACAAACAAUAUUAAAUACUAUAAAGUCCAAAAACUAAUGGGAUUCCAUAUUUAGGUUCUAUGUAUAGUUCAUUUGAAAGAGGAAGAAAGAAUUAAUCGUGUAAAGGAAAAAUCGCGAUACGGGCUGGCUUAUCAAGAGUUUUAGACCCGCUUAUUUAGAGCAUUUUUGCAAAGUGAGAAUUCUAGUCGAUAAUUAAUUCUAGUCGUUAUAUUUUUGAUCUGUAUUAAAGCGAUAUUACGUUGUCACGUCAUGAAGUUUUAUGCAUUGUUAGCAUGUAGGAUGCAUUUACGUCAACGUGACUUUUGUCUUUAACGGGGGUGCGUUUAUGGAAUAAUAAAUGUACGCAAAACUUAAUUUAAGGUACAAUAGAAAUAUUGUACAUCGUUGUAUGUACAGCUGUAUAUCAAUAUACUUUACCGUGCAUAAGUAUACAUGGGUUGUACAUUAUGUAAAAUAUAAUACAACCAAAAAGGAACGCAUAAUCGGUCCUGUACGUUUGAAAUUGAUCAUUGCAAUUUUAUGUUACGAAUAUAAGAAUUACUACUUACGUUUAUGUUUAACAUACAGUCUUUAAGUACAACAUAAUAAUUAACACAUAAUUGGCAUUUGAAUAAUUACGAAACACAUAAACAGAAACUAAAACCAAUAAUUAUCUUGUAUAAUAUAUUUCUGACCAAAGCUUAAAUAACGUCCGAAAUUAUGGAACAAAUUUAAGAAAUUAAUUCGUAUAACUGUUUGUACCAAAUUUUAUAACCGAGAGCGACAUACUCUCUUUUAAUACCUCUAUAAGGUAUUCACAGUAAUAUUUGACAGAGAACAUUAAGAAGGAGACCACAUGGUAUGUCGCGUGCCUAUUUUAACGAGGCUUACUAGGCAGCUAGGAAACUAAAAAACAUUUUACCAAUAUCAAACUUUAUAUUUAAAUUUCUUAAUCCUAUUUCUGAUAGUUAUCUGUUUUAUCGAUUUAUUUGUUAUUUGUAAAACUCCUUCUUUAUUUUUUUAUUAAGGGUAAAAUUCAUCGAAUAGUUACAUUACAUUGAUAACGUAAAUCGUAAAUGUUUUACUUAAUAUAUUUACUGAAAUAUUGUUUUCUUAUAAUAGCUAAUUUCUUCGGUUACGAGUAUUAAAAUUAUGCAUUGGAAUGUAUCGUGUGACGUAAUCUCUGAUUCUGAAUAAUCUCGUUUUCGUUAAUGUCUUUUUAAUUAGCUCUCAAGACAUUCAAAAAAAGUUUUGCAAUAAAGUCUGUUUCUUUUUUAAAUACUAUCAUUCCUACAACUUUCAAAAUUUCACAAAAUCGUAUUGUUGUACGAUAGAGAGUAUCUUUAAAAAUAAAAAGACUGCCGAACUUUUGAUUCUUAAUUACCGACAAGAUCUGAAUUAUAAAUACCGUUGUUAAAAAAAUUAUUCCUCAAAGUCUAGGAAAUGUUUUAGAUAUGGUAACAGGUUUAUUUCAAUCGUGUCUAUGCAAUUUCUGUAAUGAAUUCGUGAGAAUGCAAUUCCUUUUGAGUUAAUAUAGUGCAUUUCAGGCCACUUAACUUCGGUAAUUAGGCACAAUACAUAUUAUAAUUACGAAAAUAAAGAUAAAAAUUCUGAUUAUUAUUGCUUAAUUAUUAAUUAAUAAUUAUUUGUUGAUUCAGCUACAAAGCCUCGUGAACAUCGGCGCAUAACUUAUCACGUAGUCACCUUCUAAGCGAAACAAAGUUUACGAUGAAACACGUUGAUGUAGGUAUCGGAAUCAGUUUUAUAAAAUCGUACGAAUAUGUGUAAUACUUGAAGACACCGAGCUGAAUACAUCGUUUAGCUUUAUAAAUGAUAUAUUUCAGUGUGACGCUCCUUAUAUAUUUUGUUUUAAAUGCAAAUAGACAUGGAUAGAUUUUAGAUAACGUUUAAAGGUGUCAUUAUUGCGCACUUUGUUAUACAAACGUUCCCUGUACGGUAUAUUUUGAUGUCUGAACAGUUUUUUUAAUUUUUCUCAGAGCUUCGUUACGAAAAUAAAUUUAUAAAAAAUACAAUAAUUGCGUAACAACUGUUUGUUUUGAAAUAUUAUCGUUGAAUUUUGAGCAACUCACUUCGACGAAUGGUCAAAAAGGUAACUUUAAAUAUUGAAUCACUUAAAUUACAUAUCAUAACAGUUCCGUUAUAAAACAGAAGAUUGUUUCUAUCCGUUUGUAAACACGAUAGGGAAACGUCGAUCGUCACAGUUGGUUUUUUCGAUACAAUUAUCAGACAUUAAAAUCCGUGCCAAGUGAUGUAUUAAAGAUACUCUGCAUAUAUUUACUGUACUGGCAUCGGCACCCACGGUGUUACGUAGAUUAAAAUCGAUGUACAAAAUAUCUUUAAUGAAUCGCUUACCUCUUAAUUACAGUGUAAUCGUUUAAACCGUUUUACACGUUCAAUUGCAAUCGGUUGUUUAUCGUGCGUUCUUCUUAAUUAUCCUUGGAAAGUCAAAUUAAUUUGUAUAUUUGUAGGCUGUUCAUCGGUAGAUGUAGGCGGAAUAUGAGAUAUCGAUACUAAGAAUACUCUGAAAGCGAGACAAUUGUAAAUUCUUCUUUCGAAAUGGUUUGGAAAAAUGAAUAAUUAUGCAGUUAUAUUAGUUGGUCGACGAAUAACUUGGAGUUAUUUAUUGGUAGAUCGAAAGAGUAUCUGGUUACUCGGUUGGGUUCGUUUCGAUAGAUAAUCAUCUUAAUUUUAUGGUAGGCUCUCCUGUACUUACCGUGUAACGUUAUCAAUUGGAUUGUUUCGACGAGGUUACAAUCGACUCGAUUCGACUCGACUCGAGACAAAGAAAUCUGAUACGGUUUAUGUAAAAUGUCACGUCGGUGCCAGAAUAUAACGUGUUGAUGAAGUGCAAGUUGGAGCAACCUUGACAUGUGUCAGAAUCUUUAUUUAAUUGAUGUCAGCCACUUGGCACGAUGACUCUGUCAUGAAUUAGGCUGAAUGUCCCCUGCGGUUUGAGCAGAGAUUCAUUAUGUAAAGUAGUUGAAAGCGGGUUCUGGAGCAGAGUGACGGGCCACUAUAAUUACAAUAAUAAUUAUACAUUGGACGCAUCGAGCGACGAAUAACGAUAUCCACUUUUUUCCACAUUGCUCCUCCCCGCGAUUUGUACAUAUAGCGAGUGCACGUGUAGUUAAAAACUUAGGCGAAGAACUUUAUAUAUCAGUAAGUUCGAGUCGCUUGAAAUUGCAGGCAUCCGGGUAGCGACCGACGAAAGACUCGAUAAUCGGUUUUUCAAUUAUAAUUAUACGUCAAUUUUUCUCGUCGCAUGCAUGCACGCACCUUAGCAUUCGCGAGAAGAGUUUUAGCUCGAACCUCAAAAUUACACUACGAGUUAACGUGAAAUUGUACCACGAAGACGCACAGUGGUCUGAAAUCGCGAAAACCUAGCCAAAAAUAGAACGAGUUGAAAGAUAAAUAUAAAAAUUGAAGCAUUAUAGUUUUUGCAGUCACUGAUUGCGAAUCUGACAUCAAAAUUUCGAAAUUCAAAGUGGCAGAUUCAACACGGUCACGAUGUAUAUUAGAAAUUUAUUAGAUUUGCGUAAAAUUGGUACAUUAUGGCUUUUGUGGUCGUUGAUUACGAAUCUGACAUCAAAAUUUUGAAAUUCGAAAUUACGGAUUCAAUAUGGCCGACAUGUAUCUGACGCGUAACUACGCUGACCGCCGCGCGCCAUUCGAAAUAAUCGUGCGCGUCUAAACGAAAAUUGAUCAGAAAACCAAGACUGCAGAUUACCGCAGCUUAUUUUCUAAUAUUUCAAUACUACGUAGCCUAAGCUAAAGAUUGAGCGUAAUAACAACGCGGGAUAUCACGGAAUCCAUAACUUUUGCCUUCACUGAAAAUAAUUUUAUUCGUAAAUUUACUGUUUUUCGCGAGCACUCUUUAAACUCAUGUUUAGUAUAUACCCAUUGUCGAUGAAUAAUAUCUCUAUUUUACAGAAUUAAAAUAUAUCACUUCAACAAAAAAUCACGCUCACUGAAACACAGGUCAAAAUUCACAGUGCGCUAGACAUAGCGUGCGUGUAUGCUUGUACAAGUUGCAACUGUGAACUGACCUACCAUGUCGGGUAUAAAAGAUAGUUUCUUGAAAAUUUUACCUGAAAUGCACUUCUUGUCACUAAACAAUAUGGCGUUGUAUUCAUUUCGAUACAGGAACUUUCGUUUUUUGAAUUUUGCCCAGGUUUUUACGAUUUCAGACCACUGUGGGACGUUCCAAUUCAUCGUAAAGAUACGUUCACACCCUCAGAGUGAUCAAAGGAGAGUUAUUAGCGAGAGAAAUGUCGAUGAAUGUCAUUGAACAAAAAAAAGAAAAAAAAAGAAAGAAAAAGAAAAAAAGAAAAACAAGUAUCGAUAGAAAUAUUUGUUAGACUCUUAUUCCUAACGAUAUUAUUCCGACUAUUUUUCUAGAAUAGUGAUAUUUGGUUGUGAGCUGAUAUUUUACGUAAUGUUAUUAACUGCGCACGCAAAGUAUAUUUUCUUCCCGUUUCGGUUUUGUAAACGAUACAGAAAUUUUGCGUGCCAGAAUGAGCUUCGUAGACUUGAUAUUAAGCGUGUGUUGGAAAACUAGGGAGCUGGAAAGAUUGCCUGUGGAUGGAAACGAGACUCGGUGAUCGGAAUUUUUGGGAAAGGUUGCGUCGCUGUUUUCUAUCGCGUAAAACUAACAGUUUACUCUUUCACUGCGGAGGGCGUAUACAUAUAUUCGUCCUUCAAAAUUAGAUUCAGAUCCAUUUUCUAGGAUGUAUGGGAGGCACAAUCGGAGACAAAUGUAUAUGAAAUUUUAAUUAAUUAAAUGUCUUUGUUGUUA
Molecule: messenger RNA, 7845 nt
Organism: Hylaeus volcanicus
Lineage: Eukaryota; Metazoa; Arthropoda; Insecta; Hymenoptera; Colletidae
Product: post-GPI attachment to proteins factor 2-like
Exons: 5
Coding region: 1330-2094 (254 amino acids)
Biological process (GO): GPI anchor biosynthetic process
Cellular component (GO): endoplasmic reticulum membrane; Golgi membrane
Source: RefSeq, a predicted model, not a curated record